AUGCUGCUCGGCAUCCUGGCGGCGAGCGUGACGUACCAGGCGGGUCUCGCGCCCCCUGGCGGCACGUGGGGCGACGACGACAAGGCGGCGGCGUCGCCGUCGCCGUCGCCCUCGCCUUCGGCGUACCUCAUCGAGGCCGGCAACCCGAUCCUCUUUAGCACCAACAAGCAAAGGUACCAGGCCUUCUUCUACUGCAACGCGACGUCGUUCGUGGCGUCCGUCGUCGUCAUCAUGCUGCUGCUGCAGCGGAACAUGGAGCGGCGAGGCGCGCCGCUGUGGGCGAUACAGACCGCCGUGGUGCUGGACCUGCUCGGCCUGCUGGGCGCCUACGCCGCCGGCAGCUGCAGGGACUGGGAGACGUCCGCCUACGUCAUCGCGCUCGUCGCCGUCGUCGUCAUCUUCAUCACGGUGCACGUCCUGCUGUCCAUCCAAGUCGUGAUGACCAAGGUCAGGAAUCUCAAGGUGUACAAAAAGUGCUUCGGUUCUUCGGAGAUUCCUCCGGAGAAAGCAACUAAUGCUGACCAGGUCAGCGGCAACGCUGCCAGUGCGUAA
Molecule: messenger RNA, 552 nt
Organism: Brachypodium distachyon (stiff brome)
Lineage: Eukaryota; Viridiplantae; Streptophyta; Magnoliopsida; Poales; Poaceae
Exons: 1
Coding region: 1-552 (183 amino acids)
Source: RefSeq, a predicted model, not a curated record